UGAAUUUGUGCCGUUUUCAUCGUGCAUUCCUUCUAUCUUCUAAAUGAGACAGACAAGAAGACAGUUAACGUCUUUCUCAUUGUCCAUAAAUCCAAUCUAAUUAUCCAAUAACAGAAAAAAAGAUCUAACGGUGAAUGCCACCACUAAAUCACUCAUCCAAGGGCUCACAAUAGAUCAAAUUAUCCUAGCCUACAACAGAUAUUCAAAUCCAACACUAAACUCACAACCCUCCUCUAUCUAGAGUUUCAAAUCCAAAUACAGCAUAUGGGUUUUCAAGAUUCAGUCAUAUAACACCCAAUUUUCCACUAAGGGUGUAAACUUUGUAUCUGUAAGUUGCUUUUUUCUAUUCUUUCUUCAUUUAUAUAGUAAAAUAAAUAGUGGGGUUUUGAAAAUUUUGGUUAUCUAGGCUUAUUAGUAGUAAAGUUUGAAUCUUGAAAAUGGGGAAAUCAGGUGGUAGGAAGAAAAAAGGUGGUGUUAGUCAAAAUCAAAAUCAAGGGGUUGUUGGGGAGAGUCAUAAUAACAAUAAACCUGUUGUUGUUAAUGGUACUGUUGAUUUGGACCCAUCCAUUUUCAUAAAAAGAGCUCAUGAGUUGAAAGAAGAGGGAAAUAAAAGGUUUCAGGCUAAGGAUUUUGUAGGUGCUUUACAACAAUAUGAUAAUGCUCUUAAAUUAACACCAAAGGCGCAUCCGGAAAGAGCUGUGUUUCAUAGCAAUAGAGCGGCAUGUUUGAUGCAAAUGAAGCCUGUAGAUUAUGAUUCUGUUAUUUCGGAGUGUACUAUGGCACUUCAGGUUCAGCCCCGUUAUGUUCGGGCUCUUCUACGAAGGGCUCGUGCGUUUGAGGCUGUGGGUAAGUAUGAAAUGGCGAUGCAAGAUGUGCAAAUGUUAUUGGAUGUUGAUGGGAAUCAUCGGGAUGCUUUGGAGAUUGCAGGGCGAUUGAGCAUAAUACUUGGUCCUCGUCAAGACCUUCAGAGCCGUCCAUCGCCAGCUGCACUUGGUGCAUCUGCAGUGGGUGCAGCCUCUAUUGCUGGUCUAGGAGGACCGUGUUUACCUUCUCGAUCAAUGUCUAAGAAGCCAACACCUUCAGCUGGGGCUUCGGUUGUAUCAGUUAAUAAUAAUAAACCAGAUAAGCCCUCUCCUGUUAUGCCAGCUGAAAAUGGUAAAGUUCAGAUGCCAAGGGUUGUUUUGAAGCCUUCAAAUGGUCCUUCUAAACCUAAUCCAGGUCCAAGUAGUUAUGAACGGAAGGAGCAGGCUUCUAUUGAAGUCCGCAGACCUUCUAAAGAUGCUGUAAUUCGUUGGAGGCCAUUGAAGCUUGUUUAUGAUCUUGAUAUAAGGCUUUCCCAAAUGCCUGUAAAUUGCAGUUUUAGAGUCUUGAGGGAUAUUGUUACAAAACGGUUUGCAAUGUCAAAGUCUGUUCUUGUUAAGUAUAAGGAUGGUGAUGGUGAUUUAGUAACUAUUACCUGUACGGCUGAGCUUAGAUUGGCUGAGUCCUGGGUUGAUAGUCUAGUAUCAAAGGACCCUGACGCAGAUGAAGGUGACUCCAUUGGGAUGUUGAGAUUGCAUAUUGUCGAGGUGAGUCCUGAACAAGAACCAGCUUUGUUGGAAGAGGAGGAAGAGAGGCCUGUUGAGAAUGAGGAGAUUAUAGCUGACGAAAGCGGAUCCCACUCUUCACUAAGUGAUUCCGUGGUGGAAACUCUUGACAGUGAGAUUAACAAGACAGAGAAGGGCACUACCAAAGAGAAAACAACAACAGAAGAUCCCGAGUGUAAGGAAGUUGAGAUGGAUGAUUGGUUAUUUGAGUUUGCUCAGUUAUUCAGGACCCACGUUGGCAUUGAUCCAGAUGCUCACAUUGACCUGCAUGAGCUUGGAAUGGAGCUUAGCUCUGAAGCCCUUGAGGAGACUCUGACAAGUGAAGCGGCUCAAGCUCUUUUUGACAAGGCUGCCUUAAAGUUUCAAGAAGUGGCUGCUCUGGCUUUUUUCAACUGGGGAAAUGUUCACAUGUGUGCAGCGAGGAAGCGAAUGCCAAUUGAUGAUUCUGCUUCAAAGGAAGAGACGAUGGCUACUAAGCUUCAAGCAGCAUAUGACUGGGUGAAAGAAAAAUAUUCACUGGCAAAAGAGAAGUAUGAGGAGGCUCUCUCGAUUAAACCAGACUUUUAUGAGGGAUUGCUGGCAUUAGGGCAGCAGCAAUUUGAAAUGGCAAAACUUCAUUGGUCCUUUGUCUUGGCUAAAAAAGAGGACCUGUCAAAUUGGGAUCCGACUGAGACGCUUGCUCUAUUUGAAAGUGCAGAAGAGAAAAUGAAAGCAGCAACUCAGAUGUGGGAAAAGCUGGAGGAGCUGAGGGCUAAUGAACUAAAGGAUCCUAGUGCUAGCAAGAAGGAUGAACUACUAAAGAGAAAAAAGAAACCUGAAGGUGAGGUGUCAGCUGCAGGUGAAAUUUCAGCUGAUGAGGCUGCACAGCAAGCUGCUGCAAUGCGAUCUCAAAUACAUUUAUUUUGGGGUAAUAUGCUUUUUGAGCGGUCUCAAGUUGAAUGUAAAUUGGGUUUGACUGGUUGGAAGGAGAACCUUGAUACUGCAGUUGAACGAUUUAAGCUUGCUGGAGCUUCUGAAACUGACAUCGCAACGGUUCUGAAGAAUCAUUGUUCCAAUGAAGAACAAAUGGUUGAGAACCUCAAGACUGAAAGGAAUGAUAAUCCAAAUGACCAGAAUGAUGCUAGUAAAUCUUAGGCAGUGACCUGACACUAAUUUUGCAAUAUUUAUUUCUUACAAACAUUUAUUGAAUUCAUGAAAUCAGAAAAUUUUGGCCUUCAAA
Lycium barbarum (goji berry) is the source of this 2805-nucleotide messenger RNA. Its product is annotated as protein CLMP1-like. Bases 438 to 2720 code for a protein of 760 amino acids. The record is from RefSeq and is a predicted model, not a curated record. Gene Ontology annotation, molecular function: protein binding. NCBI's taxonomy places the organism in Eukaryota, Viridiplantae, Streptophyta, Magnoliopsida, Solanales, Solanaceae. The transcript has a single exon.